Leptomonas pyrrhocoris is the source of this 2881-nucleotide messenger RNA. RefSeq lists its product as hypothetical. Gene Ontology annotation, molecular function: transferase activity, transferring phosphorus-containing groups. NCBI's taxonomy places the organism in Eukaryota, Euglenozoa, Kinetoplastea, Trypanosomatida, Trypanosomatidae. The record is from RefSeq and is a predicted model, not a curated record. The transcript has a single exon. Gene Ontology annotation, cellular component: Golgi apparatus. The coding region runs from base 887 to 2881 and encodes 664 amino acids.
AGCUCUUCGGACACCGCGGUCAGCGUCCACUUUCUUUUCCUAAUCCCCUUGUCGCUUCGUCCACCCUUUCAUUCACCUUUCGUCUCCCUUAUUGGUACGAAGGUGUCUUUUCUCGCUAUCUACAUGUGUUUCUGAGCUGUAGAAUCGGUUGGCCGCGUCUACUUCACUACAUGACUUUGUGCUAGAGCACGAGGGAUCCUUUGCGUUAACCUUUUUCUCAAACCACAUCCCGCCUCUUAUUUUCCAUCAUUAUCGCUGGAAAAGUACGCAAAAACAGUGAGUGGCGGAGAGAACAGCAGAACGAAGUGUUCUAUUUCAUUGCACUUUGGCUCCCAGAAAGAGGAGAUUUUAAACGCAUUUAUUUCUCCCUCUUUCUUGGGCUUAAGAUAGGUACUCCUCAGAGCCUUGAACAUACACAGUUCCUGAAGAUAUAAGCGAGUUCGUGAACGCAAGAAGAAAAGCUUCACCUUUCCUUUUCCCUUUUUUUUUGAGUUGUUGUGAAUUAGGGACUUUCGCCUUGGAGCAAACAGCGCACCACACAUUUACUGUAGAAGGAACACUUCGGAAGAGAGGGGAGUAAAAGAGAACGCGUCGUUGCACCGCCGUAAUGGGAGCGGGGAUGCUAAACGCUACUUCCGCGACACGUCAAAAGUUGCCGAAGCUUAAUGAGCGCAUUCGCAGGGGCAGAAGAUUCGACCUCCGCUUCCUCUGCUUAGGGCUUCUUUGUAUUUUUCUGUGUGCCUCUGCGCUACUCUACUCGCCCUUCUCGUUCCAUGCCGUUCCCGCAGCACCAUAUCACGUCCCAGAUUAUGUGUGCGCUGCGCAUCUCGCAAAUGGAAAAACCCACAGCGGCUUCAGAGCGACACCGGUGGACAGCACCGUGUUGAUGCUCUACACGCCCACUAGCAAAUCAUCGAGCUUCUGUUACAGCGACGGCAACGGCGACGCGGCCACGACGGCGGAGCGGGAGUUCCUUCGCGUGGCCGCGUCGUACGUGUCGUCGCCGUACACCAAGCCGUCGAGCCCGUACUACGACUUCUUCCGUGCGCACGACGCGACGCUGUGGACGGUGGACCGCGCAGCGCGUGUGGCGACGCCGAUGCGUCUAGACGUUGUGUACACCUACGUGAACCCCAGCGCGCCGUCGUUCGCGCGGCACCUGCGGAUGCGCAACGUCCCCUUCGAGCAGCGCCGCUACCGCGACUGGGAGGAGCUGCGGUACUCGCUGCGGUCGCUGCACGCGUUCGUGCUGAACAACGGCGCGCUGGCGCAGUACCACCGUCGCCACGCAGCGGACGUGCGGCGCCUGGGCGAGCUUGGGUACCGCGUGAACGCGAGCGAGGUGGGGGACGGCGGCGUGGUGCCGCUUGUGCGCCGUGUGUACCUUGUGGUGUCCGACGUGGACCAGGUGCCUGCGUGGCUGGAUGCUGAGAGAUUUCCCCAGCUGCGCGUGGUGACGCACCGGGACAUGUUCACCGCUGAGGAGGCGGAGUGGGUGCUGCCGACGCUGAACUCGAACGUGAUCGAAUCCGGGCUGCACCGCAUUCCUGGCGUUUCUCGCUUCUUUUUCUACAUUGCCAAUGACAUGUUUGUGGGUCGCAAGGUGUCCUUCUUUGACCUGUUCCGCCCCCUGUCGCCGCUGCGUCAGCGGCUGCACCUGUUUGACAUGGCAGCGCACACAGACGCCACCUCUAUGUCGUUCGCUGACACCGCGUUAAAUGAUGACCGUGCCGCAUUGCUGCUAGAGCCGGUUGUGCACAGCGACACGGAGGUGAUGGAGUGGGGUGAGGGCGCGAUGACGGAGGCUGAGACGUCUGCCACGUCGCACGCGCAAGAGUUGCUUGGUAACUGCCUUUUCCAGCAAUCGUAUGCUAGCUUGAGGCAGAACGCGCAGCGGAAGAAGUGGACGAAAAACUCGACUCUACAGCCGGCGUGGUCCACCACCAAGGGAUUUGCCUUACACGACCCACACUACGGCGUCACGCCGCGCGGCGCUGGUGUCGGAAGCCACUACUACUACCACCUCACUUCCACCCACUUAGACGGCGUCGAGCUCCCGUUCGGGUACGCCCACACUCCACAGCUAGUAGACCGCGAAGUGUAUAGACGGCUGAAUGAGGUGGAGCUGUUCAACCUCACCAACGCCACGCGUAAAGCUUAUGAACGCGAAAUGCAUCCUUACUCCCCUAUAGACGAGUACGCUGUCUUCUCGGUAGCCAUGGCGCGUGGUGCGGAGCGCCAUAUGUGGAACACGGUGUGGCGUAACGCUCCUGCUAUCGUCUUUAGCGAUGUCGGCGAGGAGCUGCAGUCAUGGUGGCGGACGAACGUUGCCAUGCGCUCCCGCGACGUUUUGGAAAGACUUUCCGGCCGCUUGUCGCACAAGAUUCAGUCCUCAAUGUUUGGCGCACUCUACGGCGACACGUGGGCAGCGCAGUUGCAGCGUCCCGACCUUGCCCUGGAGAUGGGGUACUGGUGGGUGCGCGACACGGUGAGCCCCGCGCCUCCUAGUCGGGAGCUGUCCUCGUUGAAGACGCUCUACGCCAUCCCCGACGUCGCGUCGGGUGAGGCGUGCCGCGUGCGGCCCACUGAGUGGUCCGCGAGGAGCGAUGACCACUACUUCAGCCUGCUGCACGACAUGCACCAUCACACGAAGCGCGAUGACACCUUUCUGUUUGAGAUGGUGGAUAGCGACGUGAAGGUGAUGCUGAUCUCUGCCCGCCUAAAGUACGAAUGGUUAAAUCGGCCCCUCUUUAUGGGGUUUAACGACAACUUUCCGAGUACCGCUGACUUCAAGGAGACAAAAUCGGUCUUUACUGUGCUGUUGAAGAUUAUCUCACACAACUGCCCCCCUGCUCCAUGGGAGCGGAGAGAGGCAGCGUGA